Messenger RNA from Motacilla alba alba, 1381 nucleotides. It is a transcript of the gene PPHLN1, whose product is annotated as periphilin 1. Gene Ontology annotation, cellular component: nucleoplasm. Gene Ontology annotation, biological process: negative regulation of DNA-templated transcription; protein localization to heterochromatin; negative regulation of gene expression, epigenetic. The record is from RefSeq and is a predicted model, not a curated record. The transcript has 10 exons. Lineage: Eukaryota; Metazoa; Chordata; Aves; Passeriformes; Motacillidae. Bases 113 to 1243 code for a protein of 376 amino acids.
CGGCGGGUGCGCGGGGCCGCCGUGGGGCUGCCGCGCUGCGGGAGCGGGAAACGGGAGAGCGGCAGGUAGGUGAAUGAAUCUUCAGGAGCAGAGUUGCUAAAACUGACAGAAAAUGGCCUAUCGGAGAGAUGAAAUGUGGUCUGAAGGGCGAUACGACUAUGAGCGGGUUCCAAGAGAACGUCUGCCUCCAAGGAUUCAUGGUGAUGGUGAUUACCACAGAAUAGUAAACAUUGUGCCCAAGAAGCCACCACUGCUUGACAGACCUGGGGACGGGAAUUACAGUCGCUAUGACGAUUACGGUCACGCUGAGUACAGGGACUAUAACGAGGGGCGUAGUUUCGGCCACGACCGAAGAAGUGGCCCUCCACACCGAGGUGUACGCAAGGAUGAAUCAGGAUACAGAUGGUCAAGGGAUGAUCACCCUACAAGACCUGAAUACAGGGACGUCAGAGAUGGCUUCAGAAGAAAAAGCUUCUAUUCUUCUCAUUAUACCAGAGAUCGAUCCCCUCACAAGAGGGACUCUCCUUUCUUCAGGGAAUCGCCAGGGAGCCGGCGGGAUUCUCCGCACAGCAGAUCUGGCUCUAGCGUCAGCAGCAGGAGCUACUCUCCUGAAAGAAGCAAAGCCUAUCCUUUCCACCAGCAUAGCAGAAAUAUGUCAUCUUUACAUAAAAGAAAUGUUUCUUCUCAGCAAGGUAAAGAGAGGACAGUUCAGUCACUGAAAACAUCAAGAGAUGCAUCACCUUCAGGGUCCACAGCAGUACCUUCCUCAAAGGCCUUGGAGAAGAGCAGCAGACUAUCAGAAAAGGAACUUGCAGAAGCUGCAAGCAAGUGGGCAGCUGAAAAGUCAGAGAAGGCUGAGGAAAGCAAUUUACCCGAAAUAACAGAGUAUGAUGCUGGAUCUUCAGCUCCAUUAUACAUUGAGCAAACAGAGGAGACAGAGGCAAAUCUAACGGAUAGUACGGAAUUGUACGAGGACAGCCAGCUUCUAGGUCGUUCAAAAGCAAUUGCAACUAAGACAAAGGAGAUUGAACAGGUCUACAGACAAGACUGUGAAACCUUUGGCAUGGUAGUGAAGAUGCUAAUUGAUAAAGAUCCAUCAUUAGAGAAGUCCAUUCAGUUUGCCCUGAGGCAGAAUUUGCAUGAGAUAGGUGAGCGAUGCAUUGAAGAACUGAAACAUUUCAUUGCUCAGUACGAUGCUGCCAACCAAGACGUGUCAGAGUCCUUCAAGGAGGGCUCUUACUAAGGACAAAAAUAUGCUUUUAGAUCCUCUGCAUUGUGUCUGCCAUAGUACAUACAUCUGCUUUUUGUGGGGAAAGAGGAACCCAAGGCCUGUGCUCCUUUCCAAUAGCUCAGGUGACGGUUCCCUUGUCCACUGUGGUCU